AUGCUCCUGUCUAUGCUCAUGUUCAGCGUCCUCGUCCUCCCCUCCGUCCUCCUCCAACGAGCUAUAGAAGGCGGAGGGCUACGGUUCGGACUAGGUGUGACCGUGGGGGUUUACAAAUGCGACGUGUGGGAUGUAUGCGUGGCCCGAGCCGGGUUUUGGAGGAGGGAAGAAUGUAACACAGAAGGAAAGAAAAAGGGAGACCUACCGAUCGCAAACAGUCCCAGAACCCCUCGACAAGAACUUUACCCCUCAAGAGGGAUGGGAGCGGAAACGGGACAGAGGAAGAAAGAGGAGUCAAAGGAAGAUGUUCUAAAGGCCAGAAAGAACGCCAAACGAGACCCUAGCGAGGAUCGUCUGAGGAUCGAACACCUUGAAAAUGGCAGAAAACGGACACACCUAGCACACCCAGGCAAAGCACGCACAAUCCCCUCCUCCAAUACUACCCCCACUAAACGGAUAUGUUGGCUUCUUCACUGGUGCGCCCGUAACGACUGGCGCAAACAACAUGCGUCUGAUACUGCUGAACCUGGCCAUGCUGAGCCAGUGGAUUUGGUUGCUGUCCUCUCGCAGGCUGUUGCUGCAAUCGACGACAUCUCCUUUGGAGACGUAUACCCGCUCCUCCUUAUGCUUGUUGAUCCUGAUAGACGUGCACGCGCCUACUACCACUAG
Messenger RNA from Laccaria bicolor S238N-H82, 669 nucleotides. RefSeq lists its product as uncharacterized. The transcript is spliced from 2 exons. Lineage: Eukaryota; Fungi; Basidiomycota; Agaricomycetes; Agaricales; Hydnangiaceae. Bases 1 to 669 code for a protein of 222 amino acids. The record is from RefSeq and is a predicted model, not a curated record.